AUGUCUAUUCAGCCCGGUGGUCGUCGGGUCGAACUAGUGAAAAACCCGGUAUUGGCAGAGACGUGGACUGUUGCAGACGACUGGAGCAAGGUAACGGUCAAGGUGAAGGAAGGUGUGCAGUUCCACCGAGGUUGGGGCGAGAUGACGGCAGAUGACUUGGUUUGGAGCUUCAACGACUUGAUUGCGCCGGAGAGCGUACACAACCAGUCGGGCGACUACGCCGCAGUCUUCGAGCACAUGCUGAAGAUCGAUGACUACACGGUCGAAGUUCCGCUCAAGGGACCUAACGUCGUUUGGAACCAGGCGUACUUCAAAACAACCAAUUUGCAGAGAACGCAACGGGACGUUCAGCAACGAGUGGCUUUCUUGAUGUGGAACGGUCGCGAACUGAGGCGAAUGAGAACGUAUCGAGAACUGCCCUUCAACAUGUCAAGGAUUCAUAUCCUAAGAACAUCGUUCGGUUGGAAUCGAACCCUGAACAUCACAUUCAACCGGCGUACAUGCCUUUCCUGA
Geodia barretti is the source of this 513-nucleotide messenger RNA. The record is from the annotation of a GenBank genome assembly. NCBI's taxonomy places the organism in Eukaryota, Metazoa, Porifera, Demospongiae, Tetractinellida, Geodiidae.